Daldinia loculata is the source of this 1453-nucleotide messenger RNA. RefSeq names its product 3,4-dihydroxy-2-butanone 4-phosphate synthase. Gene Ontology annotation, biological process: riboflavin biosynthetic process; aerobic respiration. Bases 429 to 1127 code for a protein of 232 amino acids. NCBI's taxonomy places the organism in Eukaryota, Fungi, Ascomycota, Sordariomycetes, Xylariales, Hypoxylaceae. Gene Ontology annotation, molecular function: 3,4-dihydroxy-2-butanone-4-phosphate synthase activity. The record is from RefSeq and is a predicted model, not a curated record. The transcript is spliced from 2 exons. Gene Ontology annotation, cellular component: mitochondrial intermembrane space; cytosol.
UCAUAGUUGAAAUCCGACCCCGCCGAGGAAAGUCCCCUUCUAUAGAAGUCCCUCGGCGAAGACGGGUCUUAGCUUAGAUGAGACAAAUGGGUCGGUCAUCAGUCAGCAUUUGCAAGUUGCUUCCUCAUUGUCCGGUCUGAAAAUCCCGGGAUGAGUAAUUGCCUACCGUACCUAAUUUGUAGUUAGUUAUUUCUUAGGUACUCAUAAGCUUUCUAAUCCCUUCAUUGUGCAAAAUUACUCAUCUAGACUUUGUUGGCUUUUAUUCCUAAAAGCGACUUGACUCGAAACAGACAACAUCUUGCCUACCACUUAUACGCCACCGUUUGAUCGUACAUCGUGACGCAGUCCUCCAAUUUAUUCCCGAUUUGCGAUACUCUAGAGCCUUAGAAAAUAAUAACAUUAGAGUACCUUAUACAAAUUCGCCUAUCAUGCCGUCUGCGCUCAUCAGCCAUAACAAGUUCGACGGCAUACCUGAGACAAUUGCCGCUUUCCGCAAUGGCGAAUUUAUAGUCGUUAUGGACGACCCGGGUCGCGAGAACGAAGGAGACUUGAUCAUAGCUGCCGAUAGCAUAACAACUGAGCAAAUGGCUUUCAUGGUUCGACACACGUCCGGCUUGAUCUGCGCGCCUAUCACACACGCCCUUACAGAAUCCCUGAAACUGCCGCAGAUGGUAGAAAAUAGCGAAGACCCUCGCGGAACCGCCUACACAAUUUCCAUCGAUGCCGCCGACCCCUCCGUUACCACCGGCAUUAGCGCCCAUGACCGUGCCCUAACAGUCCGACACCUCGCAGACCCCAAAUCUACCGCCGCCAGCUUUCGGCGCCCAGGCCAUGUAUUCCCCCUACGCGCACGUCCAGGCGGUGUCAGGGCUCGGAGAGGGCAUACCGAAGCUGGCGUGGACUUUUGUAGACUAGCAGGUAAGCCAGAGGUCGCGGCGAUCUGCGAGAUAGUCGAAGAUGGGGACGAGGUCGCCGGGAGGGCCGUGCGAGAAGGCCCGGGAAUGAUGAGGGGUGAGGGAUGUAUCGCAUUCGCGAGGAGAUGGGGACUCAAGGUCUGCACAAUCGAGGAUCUAGUCGACUACAUAGAAAAGACUGAAGGUAAACUUGGCGCCAACGGGAGUUCGUAGUUCCUUGCCAAGGCAUAAGCAUAAAAAAGAUUUUGCAUAUAGAUGGACAUGAGAGCAUCUCUCAUAAGACUACCCGAAGUGGUCGGCGAUGCGCAAGUGUCCGUUGGAGAGACAAGGACAUCACCUGGUGAAGCAGAUGGAGAUACUUUACUUGGAUCAUACGGGGGCUUAUAGAGAAAAUGUUGGCGGGAUCACAACUCUGAAUACUACAUUGUAUUAUACCUACAUUGGAUCUGAUAUCGAAGCUAAAAUAAAAUAUCUCGAGAUGUAUUAACUUUAGGAUAACUUACAUAUAUGGUCUGGUGUAGUCUAUAGCAAGAUAAGCC